AAAUAAUAGAAAAAACUUUGUUUUAUCUCAGGGAACUAAUUUCUAUUCUUCGACCAUCAUAUUUUGCAUGAGAAUGUAGUGAUAAUAGUUAUUCGCCUUUUAGCGGGAAUUUUUAAAAUUUUGACGAUUUGCGGUUGUCUUGACGAUUUGCGGUUGUCUUGACAACCGAAACAUAUGAUUCACCACACCUUGAUUUCUUCAUUUUAGAAAUUUGCAUUUGAUUUAUUUAAUUUGAUUCAUUUCACAAUUUCGGUAUAUUUGGAUUACUUGUAGCGUUGUGCAUAAUUUCUAGUAAAAAUAAACAACUUUCUAGAGCAGAUCCCAUUAAAACAAAAUGUCAAAGAAAAUAAUUAACGGGAGUUUAUGGUGUGCCGCGCAUGCUCAGUAAAUUAUUUUGACAGUGAUGAAAAUUUGACCUAACUAAAAGUCAAUUGCCGAUUGCUGGGCACACUAUUUUUGCUAUUUGUGAAGAGUGCGUGAAUAUGGUGUAUUAUUAGCAAUGUAUUACUCAUUUUAGAUUAUAAUUGUAACGUGUUAAAUAGUUUCAGUUCUGUUCGGUGUAUAUUAUUAUAUUUUACUGUUAAAUAUAAUAAAUAAGAAUGCAAGCUACGUUGCCCGGUCUCAAUCAGUAAUGGCGUUCAGCCGUUUUCGCAAUCUAAUCUGGGGAUAUGGAUUUGAAAUGAUACUUGAAAACGAAAUAUCAGCUUGAGGCAAGUUCCAUCAAUAACUGCACAUUUUUGUGGUAGAUUUAUUUCCAUUUACUUAAUACUUGUACCACAACUUAAGGAAGUUUUUAACUUGUAUAAACCUGUCAAAAAACCUGUGCUAGUGCUUGUGCCCUCGAAGGAAAACUUAUGGGAUACGAAUUUUCCCACUUCAGAACUUUUUAAAUUAAACUGUGAUAGUACAAAAUGUGAUAAAUAACUACCUAUCGAAAAAUUUAAUUUUUUUUCAAGUGACUCAUUUUCACAGGACUUCUCUCUUUGUUUUUUCCUAUGUUUCUACAUUGCAGUACAACCUUAAGUAGGAUUUGAAGGAAUCACGAAAGCAAGAUGGAUAAAGGGGACCAGAAGAAAAAUUCAAAACACAGAGGUGUCAGCGAGUCUCACAAUACAAGACACAGCGUUAACUCAAGCUCAGGUGUCUUAAUGGUAGGACCUAAUUUUCGCGUUGGCAAAAAAAUUGGCUGUGGUAACUUCGGUGAACUGCGACUUGGAAAGAACUUGUACAAUAACGAACAUGUUGCCAUUAAAAUGGAACCCAUGAAAUCUAAGGCACCACAGCUACAUUUGGAGUAUAGAUUUUAUAAACUGCUUGGUAGUCAUGAGGGCAUUCCAGAAGUUUAUUACUUCGGUCCCUGUGGAAAAUACAAUGCGUUAGUAAUGGAACUUCUAGGACCCAGCCUUGAGGACCUUUUUGACUUAUGUGAACGUAGAUUUUCUUUAAAGACUGUUCUUAUGAUUGCUAUUCAGCUGUUGCACCGAAUAGAGUAUGUUCACACAAGACACCUGAUCUAUAGGGAUGUAAAGCCAGAAAAUUUUCUCAUUGGCAGGCAGAGUACAAAAAGGGAGAAAAUAAUUCAUAUUAUAGAUUUCGGCUUAGCUAAAGAAUAUAUUGAAUCAGAAACAAAUAAACAUAUACCUUAUCGAGAGCAUAAGUCUUUGACAGGAACGGCAAGAUAUAUGUCUAUUAAUACCCAUUUGGGCAAGGAACAGUCGCGGCGAGAUGAUUUGGAGGCCCUAGGUCACAUGUUCAUGUACUUUUUAAGAGGCUCCUUACCUUGGCAAGGCCUCAAGGCUGAUACAUUAAAAGAGCGUUAUCAAAAAAUUGGGGAUACUAAGAGAGCUACUACCAUCGAUACGUUAUGUGAAAAUCAUCCUGAAGAAAUGGCCACAUACCUUAGAUAUGUUAGACGAUUAGAUUUUUUUGAAAUGCCCGACUACGAGUAUCUACGAAAUUUGUUCACUAGUUUAUUCAAGAAAAAGGGCUAUGUUGAUGAUGGAGAAUUUGAUUGGACUGGAAAAACAAUGAGUACACCAGUAGGUUCACUUCAAACUACGGCUCACGAUGUGGUUAUAUCUCCUAACCGAGAACGACAUUCCGCUCCAAAGGCUAAUAAAAACACAGCAUGGCCUGAAGCUUCAAAGCAAAGCACCUUAGGAAACUUAACUCCUGCGGAUCGACAUGGUUCUGUGCAAGUAGUGAGCUCUACAAAUGGCGAACUGAACACCGACGACCCAACUGCAGGACAUAGUAAUACGCCUAUUACACAACAUCAAGAAAUUGAAUUGUUGGAUGAGACCAAGUAUGUGAAAUGUUGCUGCUUUUUUAAGAGGAAGAAGAAAAAAAAUCCCCGUUCAAAAUGACUACAAUACAGUGAGACAGACCAACACCUCACACUGUUGCCAUGUGGCCACAGCAGCGCGGCAACGUUAACUUGAUGAACCUAUUUUUUGUGAGAUGACCAUUGUUAUGAACUUAUUUAAAUGACUAAUUAUUAUAGGUUAGCCUUAAUUAUAUCAUUAUGAAAAAAAAUAAUAAUUUAAAUCUUACCAUAUCUGUGAAUACAGGUUUUGAACUGCCAAAAUACCAACGACAGUUUUUUUAAAUCAAUUAUUUUGCCAAUUUUUUUUAUUGUUAUACAUUGAAUAUCGUUUAUAUUGGACAUUGAAGGAACUGACGAAAUUCUAGAUCUCUAUUUCAAAAUAAUACUCAAAAAUAUAUAUGUAUUUUUGUGAUAAAGAAAAAGCGGGAAAAUAACAUGCACAUUUUACUACUAAUCAAAGAACUUUCGUAAAAUUCUUUCAGAGAUUUCAGAUUUCAGAGACAAUUUGAGUAUUUGAAAAUUACAGAACCGAGACGUGAAAUACCUAGACCUACCUGCAAGCAAUAGUACCAACUGGAUGAGUUUAUCUUUCCAGUCGCCUUUUCAUAAAUCGUUAAUUCUCCUAGAGUACAUUGUCGUUCUUUUUUCUACAAGUUGAGAGUAUAUUAAACCAAAUUUCACCAAUUUUUCCGUUGCUAUAUUAGUUUGGUCGAAGUAUCCGAUAUUCCUACAAUUAUUAGGUCUCACAUAAGAAGUAUUAUUUCCAGUUGGAACUUUGAAAUUUGGUCCCAAUAACCGAUAUGUCAAAUUUUGUUAUAAAUGAUAUGUGUGCCAGUUAAAGAUAUAAUUUUGGAAGUGGCCUCAAAUUUGAUUUUUCUAUGUAUAAUAAUUGAUUCAUUAAAUAAUAAUAAUUGUACUAAAAGUUUGACCAUGCAGUUUAUUUAUUAUUGCAAGUGGUGCAAUUAAUAAAUUAUUUAUUACAGAAUAUUAUUUUUUAAAAAAAUGUGUUGUCCGUAUUUUUGCAGAUAUAAAUCAUUGGUCGCGUCUUACAGAAGCCUUACUCGUUGUUUCUGUACAUUUAUUAUCAUACUAUGGAGUCGUUAACAUUUCACUUUGUCAUUUUUUUUCGUCAUUAUUUAUUACCAAAUACUAUGUUUUAUAGGAUCCUAAUUUUAAUUUUUUUUUUUAGUUUUAGCGCGUGUUGUAGUAAAUUUGUUAUUCUCUAUUUUACUUAUCUGGAGAGAUAAUAGCCUUACGAGUAUUGUGAUUAUGUUGACUAAUUUUUGGUCAAGUUUUUGUUUAUGAGUUUAAUUUUUUCCAGUGGUGUAUAAUAUUUUUGCUAUUUUGGAAUAUGUACUUGUCUGCAAAAAGUCCAUGUUCCAAUAAUUAUAAAGAUGUACUAUUUUUAUUGAGUCCAAUAUGUUUAAAGCUGUUUCAAAUGAAAUAUGUUACCGCCUGAAAUAAUCGAAAAGGUACCUAUAUCAAAAUAUUCAAUUCACAAUUGUAUUGCAAGUACUUUUUCUUCUCUAUGCUGAGCGGUCGGGUUUUGUAGACUUACCUUCAAAAGUCAUAAUAGCCACUCCUCUAUCAGCAGUGGAACUGAGCAAAAUUUCAGGCCCAAUGCAAUAUUUUAAUCCUUUUCGCAAAUACCACAGGUACCAAGAUUUAGGUUGGUGUUUUGCGUUGUUUGUUCUUCUGUAAACCCAAUGCCUGAAUGUUGUUGACAUGUCAAUAUUGAAAUUAUCAGUAUAUUAGCCAAAUUUGAUAAGUGUGUUUUUAUUAUGAGAAUGGUAGGGUUUUCUGCCUAUUUUUUCACUUACUCUUUGAAAAGGACCUGUUAUUUCAGAAAAAAAAUAACAAAUUGAAAUUAGACAAAACUGGAAUGAACAGUAGAAAGUGGUCAAUUCUUUGAGAAGUCCGCCAAUUUUUUCAACACUUCGCGUCCCAAAUGUCAUCAUAAAAUUGAAAACCAAGAUGGCACUUUCAUCAAAAACUAGACCCCUGGACAAGCUUGGCUUAUAUAUCCUAAUCAAAAGAUACUUUACAAACCUCUUUUUCGUCGAAAAGACUGAUUUUUUUAAAAAACAUUUGAUUGAAUUUAUAAAAAAUUGACGUUGAAAAAUAUGCUAUUUUAUUGGAAAUAGGUGCUACAAACUUGAUAUUGCUUAAGAAUGUAGUCCAUAUUUCAUUUGAAAUUACCUUUACAUUGUAAAAUAAACCUAAAAUUGCAUUCGAUAUUUUGUCAAAACUGUUAUUUAUACCUAGGUAUGUGUUUUUUUAAAAUUUUUGUAUUGAUACAAACAAAUAAUACACCAUUGGAAAUAAAUAGAACAUUGUGAAAAUCUUAUAUAAUCUAUGUAAAUUAAUCUAAUUUUUUUUCUAGUAAACAAGGCAGAACGAUGUAAUUUUCAAUUUUCAUUUUAAUGGUUUUAUAGCUUCAAGCUUCAAUUCUUUUGUAAAUAAUGAAUUCCUUAUUAAAUUUUAACAAGAGUUUAUAAAUUAGUUAUCAGCUUUUUAUCAAGUAUUUAAAAAGGAGUGAAGUAAUUUCCACUGCAAUUGUAUUCUUCCUCUAGAUGUAAACUCUGAUAAACUAGUUUGCAUAUUAUUUAUGUUUGUUUUAUUUAUAUGUGACUGCUCCAAAAUGAAAACUUGCAUGUACUUACUGCAUUCUUAAUACCUAUACAAAUUUUAAAUUUGUUUUUAAUUUUUUUUCUGUUUUGCAAUUAUUAAUAUGUUAACUUAAAAUUUAAAAGCUUAUGAAACAAAAAAAACUAGGGUUUAACUUAAAAAUAUAGAGUUAUAAGUAUAACUAAAAUAAACUUUGGGAUAGCAUAUUACACUCAAAAAAUAAAUAAAUAAAUAAUAAAAUAGUUGUGAUGUUGUCGGAUUGCUACAAUUUUUUUUUAAUAAAAUGUGUAAAUUGUGACAGCUUUUUUCAGCCAUGUUUUUGGUAAAUCCCAUCAUUAAAAAAUUGGAACUAUAGAGACAUAGAGGUAGUGUUAAUAGUGAUUAAUUUUUUCUUGUUAUAUAAUGUUGUUAAUGGUUUAUUUGCCUCACAAAGUAGAUAUUGCAAAAACCAGUGAGCAGAUAAUGAUAUUUUCUGUAGCUGAAUAAUUAAAAUUUGCGAGUAUAAUUAUAAAAUUUGCCUCCUCUCAGGAUAAUUUUCCAAUAAACAAACAAACAUUUUGGUAUGUAACUAAAAAAGCCUGUAAAAUUCGAGAAGUGAGGGAAAGAUUCUUUAUAUUCUGGAAAAAUUGCCUAUAAUUUUUUUUUGACUAUUUACGCUCUUACAGGAGCAUUUAUUUCAAAAUAAAACGCUUCCAUAGUUUACUUGAAUAAUUUGAAGAAUAUGUAUUCGUAUGACAAAUAAUUAUAAGCUGUGAUUAUUGUAUCUAUAAUGUAUAUCUCCUUAUUCACAUGAUAUAGGAUCUCCAGUUCCAAAUAAAUGACUAGGAUAUCUGUGAUUCAAUUUAAUUUGAUUUAUCAUCAGUACUGCUUUUGUUGGAACUAUAAUGUGUUUUAAAAAAUAUUUCUAUGUAUUUCAAAACAUAGGUAUUGUGCAUAUGUUAUUAAAACAUUGUAAAAUGAUGUUAACUGAUCAAAGUUGGGUCAUUAUUUGUCAGUUCCAAUGGACCCUGCCACAGCCUCCUACAUUUAACAAGCCAUGAAGUUAAAAAGGCAACACCGCAAUCUUACCGCCAAGUGGUGCUGGUGGUGUUUGUUUGUAUAAAUAUAUAUUUUUUAUUUUAUUAAUAUGAAUCACAAAAAAUGCAUAAUUUAUUGUACUAAAGGGCCAAAAACAGUAGUUCAAUGAAUAAUUUAACUAUUUGUGUAAAUAAGAACAGUAAAUAAUUGAUUUAAAUGAAUAUAUUUCUAGAGUCUAAAGUGUUAUAGGCCUAUGUUUCAGUAUGUCUUUUGAAAAUCUAACUUUUUCUUUCUUCGGGAUUUUUUCGGAAGGCAAGUCCAUUCAAAUACUUGAGCUGAUUUUCGAAAAUAAGAGGUACCUACUUUUAAGAGUUGGACGUUUUAGUUUGAACUCUCGAACUACGCCUUUAUCCUUGUUUGUUUCAAAUCUAAUUAUUUCGGUUUCUUCAAAAUGUUUACAACACACCACAGAAUUUUCCGUUAUUGUAUAAUCUCGGGUAUAAUUAUCUUGGUGUAUUGCUUUCAUUUACAUUUUUUGCAAUUCUGAUUUUUUUUUGAAAUAAAAAUGUUUGCAUUUCUUCAGUUUUUAAGGAACUCCUAAUAGUUCGAUUUGCACCCAGGAACACAGUAGUUUCAUGGCAUCUGGAACAAGUUUAAAUAUCUUAGGUAAUAUAUCGAGACCUAUGCUCUUGCAGACAAAUAUUAAUAUUGUUUUUAUUGUUUUACCUUACCUUACCUUCAUUUUUGCUCCUGUACCCAUUUGCUAAAUAUGGGCAAUAUAUUGGUGUGUUUCUAUCCACUUUUUCGUCAAUAAUGCCCAUAAAAAUACUAAAUUUCAACAAUACACAAUGAACGCAAUACACAGAAACACAUAACCCAAUAACAAAAUAGCACCAUACGCGACGUUGCCGUCAUUUCCAACUUCAUAGCUUGUUAAGUAUAGGAGGCUGUGACCCUGCUCAAAGUAUACGGAAAUUGUGUUUAUGUCAGAAUUGGCUGAAUUUUGUAUAUAACGUAGAUCACACCUUUCUGAUUAAAAGUUACCAUUGCACCAAUCCUGAAAAAUGACUCCACGUAGUACACCACUGCACCACAAGCUUACCUAUUCUACACCUAUUCGUGAUACAUUGAACGUCCAUUACAAUGUCCAAGCGUUUUAGUUCUACCUAUGAAACUAAUUUUCUCAAAAAGGAGUAAUUUUUCAGGAUUGGUGCAAUAGUAACUUUUAAUCAGAGAGGUGUGAUCUACAUUAUAUACAAAAUUCAGCUGAUUCUGACCCAAACACAAUUUCCGUAUACUUUGGGCAGGGUCCUUUAUCCUUGAAUGAUAUUUGUUUCACGCAAUGUAAUUAUUUAAUUGCCUUGGCUUCCUUCAGGCCACGGAUUUGUGAUUGAAAUUUAUUCAAACAUAAUGCUGAAUUUUUCAAAAGAUAUGAUGACUUAAAGAACUGGCUAACCAUUGAAACUGCUCCGCUAUGUCUUUGUAGUUAUGUUUGUCUGAUUCGUAUUGAAAUUAUCCCAUUUUAAGGCAUACCUGUGCCGAAAGAAUCAAUUAUUAUUUAUUUCAUUAUCUGGGUAUGAAACCAUAUUAUAACAAAGAUUUUUAAAACUAGUUGUAUUUUUAUUUGAUAGGUAAAUAUUAAGAUUGAAUCUUUAUUUGUAAUGGAUAUCGGAUUUUAGGAAAAUUCACAUAACCAAUUGGAUACUUUUAGGUGCACUUCUAUACAAUAUGAGUGAGAUUAUCAAAAUUAACUAAAAUAUACAUUGUCAUAUACUAGGGGCACCACCUCCGAAAUUCCCACUAUCAUUAAAAAAAAUCUAAGCUUCCCUCGACUCCCUCGGAUUUUCCUAAUAAUGCAAGCUCCACCGGAAAAGUUCUUAGGUGGUACACAGCUGUCCAAUGGAAAUUGUUUUGAAUGAUGACAAUGCCCUAAGUAUUCAAAACAAGGUGCUUGAAAGACAAAAUUGUUAUCAGCUAUAGGAUCCUAAAAAGAAAUACUUGUGCCAAUUGUGAUUUAUUGAUAAAAAAGAUCUUAUUUAUAGAAGAAAAUGGGUAACCUAAUUGAAGAAUUGCAAUAAUGUACAGGCUCUACAAAACCUUGACAAGGCAAGAACUAAAAAACACAAUUUCUUAGAAGGGGAAGAAAAAAGGAAAGCCAUUGGGUAAUGCUGAAACGUGGAAAGAGAAAAAACUUGUUUUGACCCGGGAUGGCGAAAGAGGCUGGAUUUAUCUCAACUAGGUGAAUAGGCGAGUGCCGCCUGGCAUUAUUAUUGACUUCAUGAAAAGUGAGCCAGGAUUCGACAAUGUUAAUAUUAUAUUAUCGUCCAACCAACCAGAAGUUACAUAAAUAUGUAUCGCCUGUCAGGGGGAGAUUUCAUUUUACGAGAAGGGUAUGAACCACAAAAGAUAGUAUUUCCAGUACGAUCAUCAUGCAAUUAACAUAUAAGAUGAUAUAAGUUCACUACAUAAUAAUAAUGUUCUUGAGCAAGAUAAGGGUUUGUACCAUCCGAUAACAGAAAAAGGUACAAUGCUAUAAUGUAUGGUCUUCUAGACGUUGGAAAUUGUAAUUCUGAGACUCCAAUAUUAUUCUGUUGAUGCAAAAUCUAAUUUACUUUUGCUCACUUUUGGAUGAAGUUGUGGCGAUUAGAGACAUCGCGUUCCGUGAGAAUCAGCGUCUGCAGAGCGGUAAAACCAUGCCCGGGAAACUUUUAUAGAUUUUUGGACAGAUCCUUGUUCAAAUCUUAUUAAAGUUAUUUAUAUUACUCAUCGUCUUAAUUGUUUCUCUUGAUAAUAAUCAUUAAUCCCUAACAAUCAUUUGGCAUUUCGGGUCGGGCGAUUUUUGUUCAAAAUGCAAUGAAACUUUCAUGUAAGUGUUAUUUUCAUUUGUUUUUUUUUAAAAGUUGUUUGGUGUGCUUCAAAAAUAGUAAUAGAGAAGCCUAAAUUCUGAUUUUUCCAAAAGACAAGAGGCGAUUUCGGCAAGCUUUGGUACAUGGUUUGGUACCCUGUUUGGUCUGUCAAAUGCAUACCAACCAAUUUCGGAUACGAAAAUUAUGUCGUCACCGUGACUUUGGUAUCCUUUUUGGUCUGUCAAAUAGGAUACCGUGGUCAGCAGCACGGUUCUUCUAUUUGGUAUAGUGCUAUCUACGUCUAUUUUCGUUUUGUCCUGCUCUGGAAAAUGUAAAUAAAUGGAAGUUCAUUAGAAUUUGAAUAAUUUGAAAUUUUUAACAAAUAUGUUUGUUUUUUCGCCUUCAUCUUCCUGAUUUCUCGUAUGUUUUGACUGCCAAAUAAUGUUUGACGAUCAUUUGAAAAACGGCUCUGAACGACAGAUAUGAGGUAACUUUAACAGCUUUAAAUUUACAGAAAACGCUGAGUUACUCAAAGGUACUGUCUAGACAGUGCUGAUUAGUGAUUAUACAUUUUAGUCAGUGCAGUCAGUACCUAGUCACUCCCAAAACUAGAAGAACAACACAAAGUUAGGUUAAGGCUCGUCUCUUCCCCUCUCCUAUGACCUACCAAACGAAUUCGGAACAAAAUGGUAUUUUACGUCAUUACUAUGACGUUGCAGGUACCAAUUGGUUAACCAAAUGGUAUACCAACCAAAGCUUGCCUAAAUCGCCUCAAGAGAAGUAGGUAUGUACUCCAAGACUCAAGCAAAAUCCCCACCAAAUGACACACUGUCCUCAUUUGCAGCUUCUCAGUAUUCUCAACUUUAGCUUUUAGAAAGAAUAUGCAGUUCUGAAUCUUAUAUUCUCAAUCCAAUUUUUAUACGAAUAAUUAUUGAUAAAUUCAUGCAACUCUUAUUUCCAUAUGCAGAAGAAAUAAUCAUAUUUGAAUCCUAAAAGUAGCAUCAUCCCAGACUUGACAGAUUGAUGAACGUUAAACCUUUAUGAAAGCUAUUAGAAUUUAAAGUUGAGGUUGCUCCAACAGCAGGUUCUGCUUUCAUGAGAGUUUUAAUCGAUUUUAUACUAUCAAAAAAGGGCUUAGUACUACAGUACUACAUAAAAAAUUAAUUGAGUGUAGAACUUCACCAAUCUAAUUGUUAUUACCAAAUUAUAUGUUCAGCUUUCAGAUGUGAUUUAAGGUUUGCGAGUAGGGGCUUUGCCACCUUGUGAGGAUUCAGCCAGUAAAAAAAUCACAAGAAUACUGUUUGACCCAAAUUAACCAAACUUGGUACCUACGAAAAUAACUUCGGUGGAGAUCUGCUAUUAAUUUUUUGGAAUUCAUUGUCCAAUGAUAAUAACCUUCUGGACAAUUGCUUUCGAGCAAACGGAAAAUUUCGCCUAACUUCCAAGCUUGAUAUUUUUGGAACCAAAAAACCGACCUCUACUAGUUUCCAUAUAGAAUUUUUUUUCACAAAAAGUCAAUCUGUCAGCCUGUGAAAACCGGAGGUCGAUAUUUGGUCUGGUUCCAAGAAUAUUGAGCUUGAAAGUUAGGCGAAAAAAUUUCCUUGCUCGAAAGCAGUUUAGUUAUAACACAAAAAUAUACAUUUUUAGGUAGGUACCUUAUGCGAUGCAACAUGCUUUAGAAGAUAGCGAAUAGCAAUAAUGUCCUACUUUUCAGAAAUUUCUUCUUCAAAUCCAUCAAUAUCUGGAUGAAAUCGUCUAAGAUCUGCAAGUCCAUCUAGUUCGUCUCCAUCAUAGAAACAUUAAAAACCACAGCCUCACAGCCAAUAAAAACUCGAAUAAUUUUUCAACAAACUUAGGUGGCACAUUAUAAGUAUAAGAUAUCUGUAGGUAUUAACUUAUUUUUCUUACAAACAAAAAAUAGGAAUUCACAAAGAACAUUUUUUUGACAGUAACAAAUCUAGUCAGAAUACGUUUGUACUGUGGAUUUUACUACUGGAAAAUAUUGUGAAUAAUAAAUAUGUUGUAAGAUU
Messenger RNA from Ceutorhynchus assimilis (cabbage seed weevil), 10847 nucleotides. The record is from the annotation of a GenBank genome assembly. Lineage: Eukaryota; Metazoa; Arthropoda; Insecta; Coleoptera; Curculionidae.